Molecule: messenger RNA, 960 nt
Organism: Pichia membranifaciens NRRL Y-2026
Lineage: Eukaryota; Fungi; Ascomycota; Pichiomycetes; Pichiales; Pichiaceae
Exons: 1
Coding region: 1-960 (319 amino acids)
Biological process (GO): succinate transport; transmembrane transport; fumarate transport
Source: RefSeq, a predicted model, not a curated record
AUGUCUUCCGCAUCCCAGAAAUCCAACCAAAGACCAAAGAGCACCGUCAUCGACUUGAUUGCCGGCGGUACCGCCGGUUUGUUCGAGGCCCUAUGUUGCCAUCCUUUGGACACCAUCAAGGUCAGAAUGCAGCUCUACAAGAAGGCUACCACCGCCGGGGUUAAAGCUCCCGGAUUGUUUGCCACCGGUUACAACAUUUUUGCCCAAGAAGGCUUCUUUGCUCUCUACAAGGGGUUGAGUGCCGUCUGUAUCGGUAUCGUUCCUAAGAUGGCCAUCAGAUUCUCCUCCUACGGUUUCUACAGAUCUCUGUUCACCGACGAAAAGGGUAACAUCUCCGGCCCAUUCACCUUCUUGUCCGGUGUCAUGGCCGGUGUGACCGAGGCGUGUAUUGUCGUCAACCCUAUGGAGGUCGUCAAGAUCAGAAUGCAAGCACAGCACAACUCCUUGAGAGAUCCCUUGGCCAAGCCAAAGUACACUAACGCUCCUCAAGCCGCCGUUUUGAUUGUCAAGGAAGAAGGUUUGAAGACUUUAUGGAGAGGUGUUGCUUUGACUGCUGGUAGACAAGCAAUCAACCAAGGUGCCAACUUCACAACAUACUCCUUCUUGAAGUCCCGUUUGCAAGACUCCCAAAACACCGAAGUUUUGCCAACUUAUCAAACCGCCGUCAUUGGUUUCAUCUCUGGUGCAAUCGGUCCAUUCUGCAACAAUCCUUUAGAUACCAUCAAGACCAGAAUGCAAAAGGAAACUGGUAUUUCCAACGAAUCCAACUUGAGCAGAGGUUUGAGAAUCGGUAAAAACUUGAUCAAGGAGUCCGGUGUCACCGCCUUCUACAAGGGUAUCAUCCCUAGAGUUAUCAGAGUCGCCUCUGGUCAAUGUGUGGUCUUCCCGGUCUACGAAUUCUUCAAAGGUUUCCUCUACGAAGUCGCAGGUUACGAUAAGCCAGAAAAGAAAUUAAAAUAG